GAUAGAAAUUAUCCCAGGGUCUAGUAUCCCAAAGGAAUGAUCUAUCGGAUGUCUCGAGGCGAGCUCGAUGAACUUCGCCGCCAACUCAAGGAACUCGUAGAGAAGGGUUGGAUCCGACCGAGUGUCUCUCCUUAUGGAUCUCCAUUACUAUUCGUACCUAAGAAGAAGGAGGGUACACUUAGGAUGUGCAUUGACUAUAGGGGCCUUGAUGCCAUCACUGUCAAGAACAAAGAGCCCCUACCGCGCAUCGACGAUUUGCUAGAUAGAGUGCAAGGGUGUCGGUACUUCAGUAAGAUAGAUCUGAAGUCCGGGUACCAUAAGAUUGCAAUCCGGCCUGAGAAUCAACACAAAACCGCCUUUCAGACCAGGUACGGUCUGUACGAGUUUGUGGUGAUGCCUUUCGGCCUGUGCAAUGCUCCUGGCACCUUUCAGCACGCUAUGAAUCGGAUAUUCCAUGAGUACUUGGAUAAGUUUGUCAUCGUGUACCUCGAUGACAUAGUUAUUUUUAGUAAGACUGUCGAGGAGCACGUCACACAUUUGGACAAAGUCCUCAGUCUCCUGCGACAGCACAAGUUCAAGAUCAACGGUGAGAAAUGCGAGUUUGGCCGCACCCGUGUCUUGUACUUGGCUCAUGAGAUAUCCGCGGAAGGGUUAAAGCCUGAUGACGCGAAGGUGGCCAGCAUUCGUGAUUGGCCACGUCCUCAAUUUGUGACUGAGAUGAGAUCUUUCUUAGGAAUGACAGGCUACUAUAAGACUUUCGUUAAGAACUAUAGCAUAGUGGUCACUCCUUUGACUGAUUUGACCCGCCUUGACACCCCAUGGGAGUGGACAGAUAAGUGCGAGGCUGCUUUCAGACAUCUGACGAAUGCGUUGACGCAUUACGAGGUCUUGAAACUUCCUGAUCCUGACAAGCCGUUCUUAGUCACCACGGAUGCCAGCCAAUACGGCAUUGGCGCCGUGCUCGCGCAACAGGAGGGGCCAAAGUUGAGGCCAGUCGAGUACAUGUCUAAGAAAAUGUCGUCUCAGAAGUUGGCAAAGUCAACCUAUGAGAAGGAACUCUAUGAGGUGUACAAGGCACUGACCCAUUGGAGACACUACCUCCUUGGGAGGUUCUUCAUCCUCAGAACUGAUCAUCAGACACUGAGAUGGAUGAGAACUCAUCCGGUACUCUCUGAUGCUUUGAAGCGUUGGAUCGAAGUCAUUGAGCAGUAUGACUUCGCGUCGACCUGACUUCUCAGGUGCGCUAAUUACUGAGUUCG
Chara braunii is the source of this 1259-nucleotide messenger RNA. The record is from the annotation of a GenBank genome assembly. NCBI's taxonomy places the organism in Eukaryota, Viridiplantae, Streptophyta, Charophyceae, Charales, Characeae.